This is a messenger RNA of Ilex paraguariensis (yerba mate), 714 nucleotides long. NCBI's taxonomy places the organism in Eukaryota, Viridiplantae, Streptophyta, Magnoliopsida, Aquifoliales, Aquifoliaceae. The record is from the annotation of a GenBank genome assembly.
AUGGCCGCUCACACUGUCUCCACGGCCCCAACUCCGACCCGAGCAUCCCAACCUGAUUCCAGACGACCCAAAUCACUUUCUCCAACCCAAUUUCUCAGACCUCACGUUUUUCAGAGUACAUGGCUGGGCACUCCCAAACUCUCCCUUCAGUCCUCCAAUCCCAGACUUUCAAUGCCCAAAUAUCAUCGACCUAUCACCGCCAUAGUCACUUUUAGCCUCCCCACUGCGAAACCAGAGAGGGUUGCUUCUACUGAGAAAGUUCCAAAAUGGUCAUCAAAGGCAAUUAAAUCAUUUGCAAUGGGCGAAUUGGAAGCAAGGAAGCUAAAAUACCCAACUACGGGGACAGAAGCCCUUCUUAUGGGGGUCUUGAUUGAGGGGACUAAUUUUGCAGCAAAAUAUUUGUGGGCAAAUGGAAUUACACUCUUCAAAGUGCGUGAAGAAACUGUCAAGGUGCUUGGAAAAGCUGACUUGUAUUUUUUCAGUCCUGAGCAUCCUCCCCUAACUGAAGCAGCUCAAAGGGCCCUUGAUUGGGCUCUAGAUGAAAAGCUCAAAUCUCGUGAAAAUGGGGAAAUCACUACAACUCAUCUGCUUCUUGGGGUGUGGUCUGAAGAUGAAGGGCCCGGUCACAAAAUAAUGUCUGCCCUUGGAUUCAAUAAUGAGAAUGCCAAAGAGCUUAACUCUUUAGUUUCUAAACCUGAUUUUGUUGAGGAUUAG